CUCCGGACAACUUCACACAGACACACGGGAACAUUACACCACAGUACAUAUAUAUGUAUAUAUAUGUAGAAUUUUUUUUAAAAAGACAUUCCGCUCUUUUAAAAGCAUUCAGUGAGUGAUUUCCUCCAGGUUUAAGGACUCUUUUCUGCCGAUGGAAUUUGUGGGAAUUAAACAGUUUGAGGAAUGGCAGCAGACUGAUGAUUAAAAGGACAAUCCCGCUGACAGCAGUGAUGGAAAACGAGACGUGGCUGCAUUCCGCAUAUGUACCCCAUUACCUCCUCCACGGUGACCCUUUCGCCUCAAAACUCUCCAAAGAGGCUGAUUUUGUUGCGGCCUUUUACGUCUUUAUAAUAGGAAUCAUGUCUGCAACAGGGAACGGCUAUGUCAUUUAUAUGAGCAUCAAACGCAAGACCAAGCUAAAGCCCCCUGAACUCAUGACUGUUAAUUUAGCCGUCUUCGACUUUGGUAUAUCAGUGACAGGAAAGCCCUUUUUCGUUGUGUCUAGUUUCUCCCACCGUUGGCUGUUUGGCUGGGAGGGCUGCUCAUUCUAUGGCUGGGCUGGCUUCUUCUUUGGUUGUGGGAGCCUCAUCACAAUGACCAUGGUCAGCCUGGACCGGUACCUCAAGAUCUGCCAUCUUAGCUACGGCACAUGGCUGAAACGGCAUCACACCUUCCUGUGCUUGGCCUUCGUGUGGGCAUAUGCAGCCUUUUGGGCCACCAUGCCCCUGCUCGGCUGGGGCAGCUACGCUCCCGAGCCUUUCGGGACUUCAUGCACGCUGGACUGGUGGCUGGCACAGGCCUCUGUGUCCGGUCAGAGUUUUGUCAUGUCCAUCUUGUUUUUUUGUCUCAUCCUUCCCACCGGCAUUAUUGUCUUCUCCUAUACCAAGAUCAUUUUUAAGGUCAAGUCUUCUGCAAAAGAGAUCUCGCACUUUGAUGCUCGCGUCAACAACAACCAGAACCUGGAGAUGAAGCUCACAAAGGUGGCGAUGCUGAUCUGUGCAGGCUUCUUAAUAGCCUGGAUUCCUUAUGCAGUGGUGUCAGUGGUGUCAGCGUUUGGUGAACCAGACUCUGUGCCGAUCCCUGUCUCUGUCAUUCCCACCUUGUUGGCCAAAUCGUCUGCGAUGUACAACCCCAUCAUCUACCAGGUUAUAGAUCUGAAAAAGUCCUGCGCAAAAUCAUCCUGUUUUAAGGCCAUGACGAAACGAAGACAUUUUAGAAAGUCAAGAUUCUACACCAUCUCUGGCUCCUUAAAAGACACACCACCAGCCAAAGAAGCUCACAUUGAGAUGUGAGACAGACACUUUAAUGCUGUGUGACCCUCUUACCUCCUCUCUUUGGACAGUUUGCCUUGUUUCCUGCCCUCUGUGCCCUACCUGAUCACAUGCUGCCUGUCAUCUGCUAUGACAUCAGUAAUGCUCUCUUUUCUCAUCGGUGGCUCAUCUUCUCUACACCCACACCAGAACUCCCCGUUCUUCCUGCUGCUCCUCACCUUCUCCUCCUCGGGAACACACGUCCUCUCUGAUCGGUGGAGUUACGGUGUCUUUACUGAAGAACAACAUACAACUAAUGUGUUUUGUGAGCUUCUAGACUCUAUUUCUCAGUUUUACAGGUAAAUCACUCUGCAACAAAGUUAGAUAACAAUAGGUGUUAAAAAUUUACUGCAGUGGCUCAGGCUUGUAAACUUCACAACAAGAAAUUACUUUAAAAUGUUUACAUUUAUGUUAAAUUAAUAUUUAAACCAAAACUGCAAAUUAAAAACCAGAACUUCACACAAACCAUAUCAAAUAAGCUUUGGGUGGGAACACCAAACUCAAGAGUUAUAUUCUCACUGUUUGUACAGUCUGUUGUCUUGUGUAUUCCUACACCUGUGGCUUUAUACAGUAUGUAUUUUCCUAGGCACUGAAUCAUAUCAGAUAUAUGCUUUUGUUAGCUGUGAAACUUCAAUCCUUGAUCCUGAGACUUUGCCAUUUUUUAUACUGUAUUUAACAGGUUGUCGUCAAUUUGCUGCAAAGCUAUUUUCUCUUAAAUGUGUUUUUGCAAAACUGUUUUGCUGAAUUUAUCUGUCCAAGGCUUUUAAAGAAAACAUACAAGAAGAGCACACUAUACAUGCAAAUGCAUUCAGUAUGCACUCACAACAGAUUUUGUGUAACACAUGCAGUGUAGAAAAGGCGGAGAAGUAGAAGGACGUGCAUGUUUCUGUAAUGGCAUAACUGACAGACUAGGGGUUCAGGAACAGUUACCUUAUAUUCAACAUCUGUCUGAAACUCAUUAUUUUACUCUUUUUGCUUUAGACACACCAACCCAGCACACCGACAGAACAUAUUUUCACUCAUCUACAACAGCUUUAAUCAGCAACCUUUCACAUAUCUGCAGAUAAGCAGUACAUGAAGUGAUACAUAACACUCAAGAUAAAGCUGGCAUGGCAUAAAUAAGUGGAAAGUAACUGUCCAGAAUUCUUAGAUGUAGCUAUUAGCACCUUGAAAGCUCACUAAUUACUGUAUUGUAAAUCGUUCUGAAUCAGUACACAAACAUAAAAGUAAAAAAAUGCAUGUAUACACCUGCAUACCUACCACAUGUAAUGAUAUCAACAUUAAUUUUGGGCCUCUUAACUGUAUUUUCUUAGUGUGUUAAGCAGCCAACAUGCAACAUUUUAAUUGUAUGUUGGAAGCUGCUACUUUGAACUUUGGAUUGCUCCAUUUUCCAUUAAGUCAUUAUUUGCUAAGCAAACUCAUUCCAGGCAUUAAGAUGAUUCACAGACACACACUGACUUUGUCUGAAAAAUUCACACAAAAAUGUAAAUUUUAUGGGUUUGUAUACAUGCUCACACUGCCCUGCAGUGGAUUGUUUGUGCUGGGAAAACAACUUUGGAAUGGAGCUUGAUUUCAGCGGAUUUUGACAGAUAAAUUUAAUAUAAAUUCUAAACCAAACCUUCUCCUUCUUAAGGUGUGGGGUGAGCAUCCCCUUGACUUGUUCCAAA
Messenger RNA from Sphaeramia orbicularis (orbiculate cardinalfish), 2977 nucleotides. It is a transcript of the gene opn5, whose product is annotated as opsin 5. The transcript has 7 exons. Gene Ontology annotation, biological process: G protein-coupled receptor signaling pathway; visual perception. The record is from RefSeq and is a predicted model, not a curated record. Gene Ontology annotation, molecular function: G protein-coupled receptor activity. Bases 198 to 1292 code for a protein of 364 amino acids. Gene Ontology annotation, cellular component: membrane. Lineage: Eukaryota; Metazoa; Chordata; Actinopteri; Kurtiformes; Apogonidae.